Messenger RNA from Ictalurus punctatus (channel catfish), 2599 nucleotides. It is a transcript of the gene ppp1r3cb, whose product is annotated as protein phosphatase 1, regulatory subunit 3Cb. The record is from RefSeq and is a predicted model, not a curated record. Gene Ontology annotation, molecular function: glycogen binding; protein phosphatase 1 binding. Gene Ontology annotation, cellular component: protein phosphatase type 1 complex. Lineage: Eukaryota; Metazoa; Chordata; Actinopteri; Siluriformes; Ictaluridae. The transcript has 2 exons. The coding region runs from base 202 to 1164 and encodes 320 amino acids. Gene Ontology annotation, biological process: regulation of glycogen biosynthetic process.
CAAAAAGAGUUAGAGAAGGGGUUGAAAUCCGCUCCACAUUAAACUUACAGCUGAGCUGUGAGGGGGCGUGACGAUUAAACUAACUCAGUUUUCUCCGUUUUAUCAUGGCUUAAAGUGUACCGAAAAUAUACGUGUUUUUUUUUUUUGUUUUGGUUUUUUUUGCUCUGUCCAACUAAUUCGUUUGAUCGAACAGAAUAUCGAAUGAACUGCACCAGAGUUUUGCACAUCUUGAAUCCUAGACCGAUGCCAUCUUCCAUCAUGCCUGUGGAUGUGGCCAUGAGAAUCUGUCUGGCACACUCUCCGCCCCUUCGCAGCUUCCUCAGUUCCUAUGAGAGCUGUAAAUCCAGAAACUUGGUCAAGCCAUUCAAACCACUGAGAUCAUGCAUCAGCUCGAAGACCAAGGUGGAAGCGACCAACCGAGGAUGGAAAAAUCCCAAAGGCAAAGGCAAGAAGAGAGUGGUUUUUGCUGACUCCAAAGGCAUGUCACUAACGGCGAUCCACGUGUUCAGGGAGUUCGAGGAAGACUCGCUCUUGCCACCAGACUUGCAGUUUGAGAUGUCAGACUUGGAGGAUGCCAUUGUGGGCCUAAAGGUGGAGAAGGAGAGGAGUUUUGUUUUGGACUUCUCCCAGCCUGCUGUAGACUACCUGGACUUUCGGAACCGACUCAAGAAGAACCUGGUAUGUUUGGAGAACUGUGUAAUCCAGGACAGAUCCCUCAUGGGUACGAUAAAAGUUAGCAAUGUAAGCUUUGAGAAGUCUGUUCAUGUCCGGAUAACGUUUGAUUCAUGGAAAAGCCACAAGGACGUUCCUUGUGUGUAUAUGAACAAUGUUUAUGGGUGUGCAGACAUCGACACCUUUACCUUCACCAUUGAUCUGCCGAGUUCAGUGCCACGUGAGGAUCAGGUCGAGUUCUGCAUCUCCUACACCACUCAUGAUGAGACACACUGGGAUAAUAACGAUGGGAAGAACUACAGGUUGGUACAUGUCGAUAAUGACGGCAAUCAGACCAAACAUGACACUCAGAAAACAGCGUAUGAACCCAGAAGCACCAACAAAAGGCCUGAGAUGGAGUUUGAUCAGUUUGGGAGCCCAAGGACCUCUAGUGGUUUCUUUCCAGAGUGGCAGAGUUGGGGGCGAAUUGAGAACAACUCCCCCUACUGGUGAGGGUAGAUGUUGCCACAAAAAUGGAAUACCUUUUUAGGAGGAGGUGCUAGAAAUGCAGAAUUGACUGAUGUAGCAUGAGAUCGUACUUGUAAAAAAAAAAUAUCGAAAAAGUUUGAGACAAAAUUAAUAUUGCGUCAAAUGAAAUGCUGAGCUCAUCACAAUGAUCAUAUUGGAUAUAUUCCUGGUUCAUACAAACUGUCCAGUGUUGAUGUUCAGGAUUUUGGCAGAUUAGAAGUGAAUUAAAUUAUAAUUUUGAGUCAAAUACUAACUAUUUUAACACUAUAUAAUGUAAUCUAAUUUCUCCAGUUUUUCUGUGCACUAAAGCAGUUCCAAGGUUAAGAAGUUCUCAAAACAGUCAUGUCAUGAAAUAGAUUUCCUUUUUUGAUUAGAUUACUUUUAGAAAAAUUGUGGCAUUAUUGGAACCUUUUUUCAAGGACAAAUUGCACCUCUAAAACAUCUUUUUUUUUUUCUUUUCUUCUCUCGUGCAGUAGUUUCUGUUGAAUAGACUUCAUAUGAAUUAUGCUGUUAAACUGAUCUGUGUGCAAUAUUGAGAGAAAGAAUCCAUUUCCCCGUGGUGACUCUGAAACACAGUGCAUUCAUCAAAGGUGGAAAAAGUCUCCUCCGUGUGCAAUGUGACUCUUCUUAUAGAUGUGCUUCCAUGAAAACAAGAAUAAGGGAAUUUGUAUUGUGUAAGAUGCCUUUAAACUAAACGGCGUGAAAGUGGAAUAAUUUGGUACACCAUCAAGGUGCUUCAUAUUGAAGUUUAAGUAUUACUUUAGUACCAUCUUAUUGGCCACUUUGCAGCUGAAGCAAUAAUCUAAAGCUUGUACAUUAUGGGCACCUGUGUAAUAUACUGCUGAUCAUUAAACAUCAUUAUCCAUGCACUUGUUCCAUUCAGUUUGUAUAUCUUUUUGUUGCACAUGCAUUUGACUUGCUGCCAUGUCUCCUUCUCCGUUUGCUGCUGCAGCCUUUUUUUUUUUUUUUUUUUUUUUUUUUUUUUUUUUUUUUUUUUUUAAAUGCCAGUGUUUUCUCUGCAUUGUUUCAUUGAUAUGUCAGAUGAAAUAGUAAGGGAUAUUGAAUGUUACUUAAUGCAAGUGUUGGUAAGUGUAGUAAUACAGAGAUAAAAUCUGUGAAGGAGUGGGGUAUUUGAGAUUAGUUAUUGUUAUAUAGUUUCUCAUGUUUGCUUCCUGUCUUCCAUUAGUGGGAAAAACAGUCUGGUCAAUGUGAAUGAUUGAAUGUGAAUAAUUUUUUAAUGCAAAUGGCUGACAUUUGUUAGCUACUGUUUAUUUUAGAGAUGGAAUAUGUAUGUUGACUGUAUAAAAGGGCUGGAAACUAUGGUGUUUGUCUGUGGAAUUUUCUACUGUAAGGAAGGGUGUCUCUAAUUCUAAGUUCCUUUAAGAAAGAAAUUGAAUAAAUGCAAUGUUUCUACCGUGAA